Messenger RNA from Fragaria vesca subsp. vesca, 225 nucleotides. RefSeq lists its product as uncharacterized. Bases 1 to 225 code for a protein of 74 amino acids. Lineage: Eukaryota; Viridiplantae; Streptophyta; Magnoliopsida; Rosales; Rosaceae. The record is from RefSeq and is a predicted model, not a curated record. The transcript has a single exon.
AUGGCUGAGAACUUUGCUUUCGUUCAGGGGAAGUAUAACGGUAGCAUCAUUACUCUGAUGGGGAGGAACUCGAUCUUUAACAAAGUGAGGGAGGUGUCUGUGAUAGGAGGAAGUGGUGUUUUCAGGUUUGUUAGGGGUUAUGCUCUAGCAUCCGCUCAGUCGUUCAAUGCCUCUAAAAGUGACGAUGCUAUAGUGGAGUAUAAUAUCUAUGUCUUGCAUUAUUGA